This is a messenger RNA of Plodia interpunctella (Indianmeal moth), 2393 nucleotides long. Its product is annotated as GRIP and coiled-coil domain-containing protein-like. NCBI's taxonomy places the organism in Eukaryota, Metazoa, Arthropoda, Insecta, Lepidoptera, Pyralidae. The coding region runs from base 113 to 2368 and encodes 751 amino acids. The transcript has 2 exons. The record is from RefSeq and is a predicted model, not a curated record.
AUAAGUCAUAACAAAAUAUUGUCCCGAAAACAUAUUAUAAUUUUUUUAUAUUGGCAAUUCUACAUAUGUGUAAUUUUCUAGGAGUAUAUGAUUCAAUUUUAGAUAAGAAAUAAUGUAUUGUUUUUACAUGAAUAUAUGCUUAGGACUCGUACUUAGUAUUAAACCUGCUCUGACUGUUCCAACUCGAAACAAAUAUGAUGUAGAUGAAUUUUUCAAUGAUAUGAUAUUAACACAUAAGACAAAGUUCCAAAAAUUAAUGGAUAAAAUUGUAGACAACGCUGUGGAAAAAAUCAACGUAAUAAAUCAAAAGGGAAAAACAAAUCAACCCGAAGACCUACAACAAUCAGUGACAAUAAAUAGUAACAAAGUUAUAUCAACAAGUUCUUCUAUGGCAACCCUCAGCUUUAACGUUAGAAAUAUGAGACAAAAUGAAAAUUCAAGGUAUUUAAAUUGGCGGAAAGAAACAAUAAACAGUACUCCAGAGGAUGGGAAAAAGUCAAAUAAUGCUCAAUAUGAUGGUUCGGACAAUAUUGUUGAAGUACAAUAUAGUACCAAAGUAAAAAAUACCAUGAAUUAUACAGGCAAUUCUAAUGAAGCACAUUACAAGGGCAAAAGCUAUGUUAAAAGAAAUGAACUCAUUUCCGAAAAAUUAGCAAGACAUAUCAAAACAAAUAAAGAAAAAUCUGUGUUUAGAGAAGAAAAAUAUACAGAUAAAAAUAAUGAUAAAGUAGAAAGUAAAAUAAAUAUUGUAGACAAAAAUGACAAUAUUACAAAGCGAUAUACAAUGAAAUCAAACAUGGAUACAGCAUCAAAAGAACGUGAUGAAAUAAAUUAUCCUCAUGAAAUAAGUCAUAAAAAAUAUUAUGCUAAUAAUAAUGACCAUGUUUCUAAGGAAUUAACUAGAAUUAUCAAAAUAAAUAAAUCUAAAGAUGCAGAGAUUGCAAUUAAACCAGACUUUAGAGAAGCGGUAGAUGAUAAUAUAACAGAAGGUAAAAACAAUGGUAAAAAAAAUAAAAAUCAAUACAAAUCAAAAAAAUAUAUUGAAACAUCACAUGAAAUUAAAUAUUCAAAAAAAUUUAAUACUACUGAUGAAAUUGAUUAUCAGGAGGAUGCAAGUCAUGAAAAAUAUAAUACUAUGAAAAGUGUCAUUGUUCCUAAGGAGUUAAAAAAAAGUAGUCAAUCAAAAACAUUAAAGGAUGCGAAAACUGUGAUAAAACAACAUUCGAGAGAAGGUACAUAUAAAAUAUCAACUAUUGAUGAAUUUGAAAGGGAAAAGAACAAUAUCGAGAAACACACAACGGAUGAAUAUAUAACUAGUCGUUUAAAAACUACAACGUUGGAACAGGAUAUUGAUGCAACACAAGUACGUAGCAAAAAGAAAUAUUCAAAAAAACCGUACAAGAAAAUUGUUGGAAAAAAAUAUCAUGUAAAUCGCAAUGCUAAAGAUAAAUCAGUAGAAGCGAAAGAUGCAGACAAAUCACUAGAAACUAAAAAUAAGAAAUCAAUGGAGUCAAUUGAAUCAUAUGAUAAGAAAUUAUUAACAGGGAAUUCUAGUUCUAAAGAGUUUAUUGAAAAAGAUAAAAUAAAUAAAUUGGAUGUAAAAGAUAUGACAGAUCCUAAUUCUGGGAUACACACGUCUGAUAAAAGAUUAAAACGUCUCACUACAAGAAAAAUAGAUCUAACAGUUGAAAAAAGCACAAACGGUAAAUUAAACUAUUCAAAAAAAAUAAAAACCAAAGGCGCCGUACAAUCUCCCGAAUCACAAGAGAAACAAACAAUCGAAGAUUUAAAUUUGAACAAAAAAAAUAUUGAAAACGAUAAGACAAAGAACGUCGAUCUUGAAAAUACGAGUGUAACUAGAAAAGUUAUUCACUCUGAUGUAACUAAAUGUGCAAGUAUUGAAAAAAAAGAGUAUCGGUUAAUGAAAAAAAAUUUUGAUAGAAUUGACAAGAUUUACAAAAUACUAAAAACCUUCACAAAGGUCCCUGAAAUAAAUACGACGAGAAAUAACAAAAGAAAGAAGAGUCAUAGACAUAAGCAUUACGCUAAUAAUAAAUUUGGUUCUCAUAAAAGUAAAAAAAUAAAUGACGAGAUCGAAGAAAAUAAUAAUAAUUAUCUAGCAAAACGAAUAAAAAACGUUGUUAAAUUGAAAAAGCCUUUGUCGUGUGAAGAGUCUUAUGUGACAAGAAUAAUUAGAGACGGUAGAAUCGAGCUGAUUAAGGAUGAAAGUUCAAUUGAAAUCGAAGAGAACAGUGAAAUAUCAGAAAAUAUUGCUGGACAUUCAAAUGAAACAUCUGCAGCGAAAUCUUCAAAAAAGUACUACAAACUUUCACGUGAUGUAGAACAACAUUUCUAUGUGUACUUGUAAAAUACAGCUAUUAAAUCUGAUAAAA